Messenger RNA from Geodia barretti, 756 nucleotides. NCBI's taxonomy places the organism in Eukaryota, Metazoa, Porifera, Demospongiae, Tetractinellida, Geodiidae. The record is from the annotation of a GenBank genome assembly.
AUGGACCAACAACCUUACCAAUCUGACAACUUGCCCGUGGACGGGGCAUCCCUCGCCUUUCCGGAGGCGGAGCGGCAGGCGGUGUACCGGGCGAUCUACCAGCGGCGGGACAUACGCAAUUUCCGCCCCGACCCGAUACCGGACGAAACGUUGGCCCGCAUCAUACGGGCGGCGCAUCACGGGCCCUCGGUGGGGUUCAUGCAGCCCUGGGACUUCAUACUGGUGAAGGACCUGGAACGCCGGCGGAAGGUGAAGGAUCUAUUCAACCGGGAACGGGCUUCCGCCGCGUGCUUUUUCGACGAGCCACGCCGUUCCGCCUACCUUUCGCUCAAGCUGGAAGGUAUCCUCGAAUCUCCGGUGAACCUGUGCAUCACCUGCGACCCGACGCGCGCUGAGGUGGUGCUGGGCCGCAACUCCAUGCCGGAAACCGACGUGUAUUCCACCUGCUGCGCGGUGCAGAAUCUCUGGCUGGCGGCGCGGAGCGAAGGUGUCGGCGCCGGUUGGGUCAGCAUCCUCAAGCUGCCGCAACUGCGUGGGAUACUCGGGAUACCGCCGCACAUCAUCCCGGUGGCCUACCUCUGCCUGGGUUACCCGGUUGAGUUCACCGACGAGCCGGGGUUGCAGAGGGCCGGCUGGCGCCGCCGUCUGCCCGUGGAGGAGCUGCUCCAUUUCGAUGACUGGAACGGCGGCGCCAGCGAUGGGGAGUGGCAGAGUUUCCGGGAUGCCCUGGGGUCCGAAGCUGAGCGAGAACGAUAA